AUGCGAACCCCAUCUACGACGCGGGUGGCGACGACCUUCACGACCGCGUUGCUCGCGACGCUCAGCUCCGCGGCGCCUGCGGACAACACGAUCGAGAUCGUUGGCAAUUCGGGGGUCAGGUCAGUUCAACUUCAUUGUCUUGUUGCUCUUUUACUCUUCUGGAUCGUGUUCGGCUGGGACGACAUGGCUGUAUCGCACCACACCACGAAACGAGGCCGUGCGAACUGGGACGCCAAGCACGCCCGGCCGGAGUAAAUCGCUUUCGACGGAUCGAUGGCCUCACUUUCCGGUGACUCGCUCGCGGCGCGCACGCGCGUUUUCGCCUGCCAUCGUCGUCACCCAACCUCGGCCUACGGAGCGCGGCCCAACAAUGGGCGUGCGGCAUUCUCGGCGCGAGGGACGUGCGAGCGUGCAUGUGCACACCGUGUCCUUUGUGUUGUCACGUGACGGCGAGCAAUCGCUUUCAUGGACAGCUCUUCGCCCUGUACCUUGUGUGCGAGAUGCGGUCGACUCCGAGGCGUUGGCACUCCAAAUCGGACUCGCCAGAUGCGAUGCGAUGCACCCUACCCCGCAACACCGCGCGGGCCCGCGGCGCGUCUACUUCCCACCGACACCGCCGCCGGCUCGGCGUUUUCCAACCAAAAAAAUGAUCGCCCGUAGCUAGCCUGGACCUCGUGCUUGGGAGGACGGACGGUCGCUGAACAUCCCAUUCUCACCCCCCUUUUAUGAUCACAACAGUGCACAGCAACUUUUCCUUGGCCAAUCCAACAAGGUUUACAUCGUCGACAAGACCGAACGCAACCCGGUCAACACCACCAGCGGCCACCCAGCAUGGGCGACCGAGUACGACUACACCGACAACACGUUCCGCACCAUGGACAUCAAAACCAACUCGUUCUGCGCCGGUGGCAACGUGCUCGGCAACGGCACCUGGGUCAACAUUGGUGGCAAUCAGCCCGUCGGUCCCGGUGGGCUCAACGCCAACGCUGUCCCAGAUCCUUACGUCAACGGCGAUGGUGGGAAGGCGACACGGUGAGUGGACCUACUCUUCGAUUACCUCUUCGAAGACAAGUGGGUGCUUAACACGUACCUUUGCCCCUCGAUGCUUCAGGCGACUGGAUGUGUGCACCGAUGAAAAGUGUGACUGGAUCGACGAUGGGGCCAACUACAUGACAACGCGCCGAUGGUAUCCGACACUAGAAACGCUUGAAGAUGGAUCCAUGAUCGUCAUCGGAGGCUGUGACUGGGGAGGAUACGUCAACGACAAGUCGCAGAACAACCCGACGUACGAGUACUACCCGUCAAAGGGCGGUCCGAUCGGCCUCAACAUCCUCACCACGACCUUGCCGGCGAAUUUGUUCCCGCUGACGUGGCUGCUCCCUUCGGGUAACAUCUUCAUCAACGCCAACUUGGGUACCGAGAUCUUUGACUACAAGAACAACGUCGAGUACGCUGUCUCCGAUAUGCCUCACGCCGUCCGCACCUACCCCGGAUCGGCUGCCACCGGCAUGCUGCCGCUCACCCCGGCCAACAACUGGACGGCGACCAUCCUUUUCUGCGGUGGCACGAACUUGCAGCCCGACCAAUGGGUCACCUCUUGGAACAUCGCCGCUUACCCCGCUGACAGCACGUGUGUGUCCAUGACCCCCGAUGUCUCGACCAACUGGGUCGAUGAUGAUCCGCUGCCCGAGGGCCGAGUGAUGGGUAAUCUUAUCAGUCUUCCCGACGGUCGCUUUGUCGUGAUCAACGGUAUCGGCAAAGGUACAGCCGGUUACGGAAACACGUCGUGGGCCAUCGGUCAAUCUUUCGGUGACGAGCCCGUUCACUCCAUUCGCUACUACGACCCCUACGCCGCCUCGGGCAAGCGCUUCUCCAAGAUCGUCGCCAACUCGACCGUUGACCGCAUGUACCACUCCUCAGCGACUCUCCUCCCCGACGGAUCGAUCUUGUCAUCGGGCUCCAACCCCAAUGCCGACUACGUCGCCCCCGGCACCCCUGGCUACACCUAUCCUACCGAGUACCGCGUCGAGCGAUUCUAUCCCGACUACUUCACCGCGACGCGCCCGCAGCCGACCGGUCUCCCGACGACGCUCGGCUACGGUGGCUCGUACUUCAACGUCACUCUGUCCAAGAGCGAUGUCGGCAACGUCUCGAAGCUCGACAACACUAAGGUCGUGCUGAUCCGACCUGGCUUUUCGACCCAUGCGAUGAAUAUGGGCCAACGUUUCGUCCAGCUCGACUCGACCUUCACCGCCAACUCGGAUGGCUCGGCCGUGCUGCACGUCUCCCCCGUCCCUCCCAACGCCGCGAUCCUCGUCCCCGGCCCUUGCCUCAUUUUUGUCGUCGUUGACGGCAUCCCUUCGAUCGGCCAGUGGGUUACCAUCGGUAACGGCCGACUCGGAGCCCAGACCAUCAGCCCCGUGCAGCGUCUUCCCGCUUCGACCGGUGGUGAUGGCAAGCCAUGGAACAGUGGCAACAGCACGUCGACGAGCACGACCUCUGCUGCCGGUUCCGCUGGCACGGGUUCUUCGAGUUCCAACUCCAACAACAGUCCUGGCAGUGGGGCCAUGUCGAUCCUCGCGCCUGUCUUUACUGUGCUUGGCGCCGUGAUGGCCGCCUCGACUUUGUUGAUCUAG
Messenger RNA from Microbotryum saponariae, 2636 nucleotides. The record is from the annotation of a GenBank genome assembly. NCBI's taxonomy places the organism in Eukaryota, Fungi, Basidiomycota, Microbotryomycetes, Microbotryales, Microbotryaceae.